Thermothelomyces thermophilus ATCC 42464 is the source of this 562-nucleotide messenger RNA. RefSeq lists its product as uncharacterized. Bases 40 to 513 code for a protein of 157 amino acids. The transcript has a single exon. NCBI's taxonomy places the organism in Eukaryota, Fungi, Ascomycota, Sordariomycetes, Sordariales, Chaetomiaceae. The record is from RefSeq and is a predicted model, not a curated record.
UGGAGAUACAUACAUCCUUUACAAACCACAGUUGCGGAGAUGAUCCAAGUAGACGGGAGGCUUCGAGUACGGGGUGACCUUGAGAUUCCCUUUGCGGCCGCUCAACACUUCGAUGCAACCUUCGCUCUCGCACUGCGCAGCGUGACGCACCCAAUGCUCACUCGUGCUCCGUAUCUACUCUACUUGCACGCAGUUUCGUUUCAGCAGUCUCGACGACCCGAAGUAGCACAGAAUGAAAAAUUCAAGGCACCAAAACAUUCACCGUUAGCUGGCCUGCUGCCGCCUCGGUCGUUGAGAUCUCCGUUAAUUAUAACUAAUUAUACCAUAGACGUCAAUGCCGAUACUCUGUGCCCGUGGCUUGGUCAGCACCGGUUAAGGGUGACGAGGGUUCACGUGAGGGGUAUUGGGGGGAAACAGCGUCACAGACGACAGCUGGGUGAGAAGCUACCGGAUCAGCGGAGCGAUGUUGAUGGCGACGGUCGUCGUACGGGGUUUGAGAUGCCGGCCAGGUAGAAAAGAAAAGAGAAAGAUCUAGCUCUCUCUCUGUUGAGUUUUCUCCUUG